GUCUGCACCGAGCGGGAGUUCUACCACGGAGCGUAUCCGGGGCUUUUACACGGCUGUGUGAUGUUUCGGAAAGCGAAAGUGGCCUUUCGAUGGGACAACGCACCGUAAUCAGUUCGACGCGUGUGCGGCGUCAUCGAAUCGUCCUAGUUUAAAGACGAUGUAUCAACCGCAGAGCAACGCGGCGGCUGGUCGAUCGUUCGGUGGUGAUAAAAUGUGUUUUAGAAGAUAAAGUGAGACGAUACAGAAGUGAAAAGAAAAGCGGGCGAUUUGUUGCGGGAUUAUGGGAAACAAUGGAUAUCGAAGUGAGUUAAACGAAUCGACGCCUUAGUGCAGAAGGGAGAAGAUUGUGCUUCAGAUUACUGGUGAUACAAGUGACGAUGGUGCUAUUUCGUGGUGCGUUAGUGAACGAUAAGAUACGAUAAGUCAAAGUCGGUGUUUGGGAAUAGUUCGGCCGUUAUCGUAGGGAUAAUAGAUUUAGUCGGUGUUGGGCAUGGUUGCCCUAUUUUAAUGCCAUUUUUUAAGCGUAAAAGGUAAAACAACUCAAAAGCUUAAAUAAUGCUCCAGGAAUAACUGUGCAGAGCUGUGUCUUCUCUUUUCUAUUAAAAAAAACUUCUUUUUAAUAACAAAGAAGUUUUCGAAAUUUGCAAACAAUUUCUCAUCCUUAAAAUGCCCGAGGAAACACACAUUUGAUUGGUUGCGAGGAAAUUUCCUUCCAUCAUCAUCAUUGUCGUCAUCAUUCCUUCCAAAGCUUUUCCAAUUUGUUGUCGGCCGUCCGCCGUACACCACGCGUAACGCGCACCCAAACGUACAGUAUUUUUAGAGAAAACACACAUAUUUUUAACCCUCUUGCCAUCCUUCCAUUGCUAGCACCGGGCGGCGUUGUGCGAAAUACUUUCGCGAAAGUUUUUCACCACACCAAACCACCAUUAUACGUGGUUGGUUGGGGAUGCUCUGUUCUGCACUUGUGUAUUUGUGUGUUUGUUUUUCGUAGAAUUGUAUCGCAAUUGUUUUUUAUUUAAAGCUGUGGUAGGGGAACGUGCUGGUCCCGCUAACAUCGACUGAUCGCUUGUUGAAUUCAUUAUGCAAUGUUCGAGUCAUCUAGCUGUUUGGUGGUUGGAAGUUUUUUUUCCUCGCCUUCGCUGGUCUUUAAGACUGCUUUGUUGAAUGUUUAUGAGCGAUGAGAUGUUUCUGUUGGUGUGUUAAAAUAUUUUCAGAAUUGGAUAAUGUAUCGAAUAUAAAAUAUUCAAGGGCUCGCUUUAUAAUGUAAAUGGCAAUCAGUGGUACUUCAUAGUUCAUAUACAGUCCGUGACAAAAAAUAUAAGAGUGUCUAUUUUUUAGAAUAAAAAUUAGCAGAAAUCUAUGUGUAAAAUGGUUAUUAAGAAUAAUAACAAAGAUUUAUCGGAUUUUAUUAUGAGGAACUUUUACAAUUUUUCCUCGCGUUUAUGAAACUCCUCAAUAUAAUAUAAUUCUUCAAAUCACUGCGGAAAAUAGUUUUCUUCGUUUAUUUAAUGGUUUUAAAAAUCGUUAAAUAAAUUUGCUUGCGAUCUCUAUCUGGGGCAGGUGGGAUAGCUGUGACGGCCUGCAUAUCCCAUCCUGCAGGCCUGCAGGACUGGAGUUCAAAUCCCAACUAUACCUCCUCCCCGUAAGCAGGACUGACUUGUCCAUCAACGGGUAAAAUCAAGUCACAGAAAGCCAGAAAUGGCAGGCUGAGACCUCUGGAGGAUGUAGUGUGAAAAAGGAAGAAGAAGUAGUGUGAAAAGAAUAAUGUUAAUGUUUUUUUUAUAACAAUUUUACAAUAAAAAAUUUAAAACAUGUAUUUAUCGGUCUGUUCUGCAAUAUUUACGAGCAACAUACGAUCGUACAAACAACACUAAACAUGGGCAAUAUAUUUUUCAGCACAGAAUAUUGGAAAAAUCUACCAACAUUAGGCCCACUCCUCAAAUCGUCGAGACGCUCUUCAUGAAAGUCUGCUACAAAAGCUCUCACAAAAAGUGCGGGACAUAAUUAUUAUUCUUUACAACUCUCUAAAACAUUAAUUUAAGUAAGUUUUAAUUUUGUUUCUUAAAAUAACAGGUAUUACUCUAGUUUUGUUAAGGACUGUACUACAUUAACUGCAACCGCAACUAGAUAACGUCUCGGUCCCUGGGCCUUCUUUGCAUGUUUUUAAUAAUUUUCGAGUAAAAAAUUCGUUUUUUCCGAGAACCCAUUCGCCCUUUGGCUAAUCCAGGAAUAUAGCCUUUUUUGAAUGUUCUUGUUUAGCCGGAAAAUGCUGGAGAAUGGAAAGCUGGUAUCGAGCAAUGGCUGAAGAAUCAGAAAAUGUCCAGGCAGGGUUUGACCAGAGUGUCACCAUGAGGCUGAGCGUUGUGAUGCCUAUUCUAGUAGUGUGGUCAAUUCUCACGCAACACUUGGUUCAAUCAGAUUGUUUGUUGUCGAUAACACUCUCCAGCGAGGGAUUCACUCGGGUUCAAUAGCCCAUAGCAAAUCACGUCGAGAUGAUCCCUCCAGAACCAGGCACACCAAAAUCUUCGAGGUAUAGAAAUAGCGACAAGACCGAGAGCUUCCCAACACUUUUUUCCUUUUGAUGAUGCUGAUAGUGAUGAUGGUUUCCGUCUUUAACUCGACAAUGGCUUUUUGAAAUAAUAACUAGAAUUAUUGGUACGGUUUUAGAGCUACGUGCUUAAGUCUAUAACCUAGUUAGCGCUUUUUAGACAGUUUGGAUGCUUAAAGAUCUACCCUUGAUGUCUACAUGUCGCAGUUGACGUCUCUUGGCUUCAGUACACGAGGGUACUGAUGUUCCUUGUAUUUAAACAAUUCUUAGAGAGUGCAGCCGUGAGGAAAUGGCUUGACAUUCCUAGAAAAGAAGCUAGCUAUUGUUUCAUUUAUCGGAAUUUUUCCCAACCGGCAAUGUCUUGCUGGAAGUCUUCAAGGUCGCCCGUUUCCGUUUCUUGAAGGGACGGAAUAACUUCCGACCACUUCUGAAUUGCUCAGAGCAUAAUCUUUGUACGCUUUAGAUGCCAUUUUGCUUCUUUAAAGCACUGGAAGGCAUCGAUUAUCCAUACCCUGAACUCUAAGUCAUCCAUUUUGAAUUUGAACUUGUUAUUUAAUCCCUUUUUAUUUCUUGUUAUUCAAUCCCUAAGCCACAGUCUAAAUCCUUUAAACCAUAAUGUCCCCAAAACUUACAAUCAAUGUCUUACAAAAUCAAUUAUCGUUUGACAUCAGAUCUUCAAAAGGCACAAACGGCAUUUCUGCCGCAAAAUGUUUGUUUUACCUCUCGAAAUUGCUCUCAUGCCCCUUCACUUGGCUAACGAACCUAUCAGCUGUUGAAUGCCAUCGCCCAGAUCGUAGACAACCGGCCGCGGUCCAAUGUGCAACGAACCGUAGUGCAGGAUUAUCGACAAUACAGACAAGUGGUGAAGCGUGUGUAGAAUGUGGGCAACAAGCUACCGGAACUAGCUGUUAGUGUUUACCGUGCGUCCAUUGCGUCUACCGUCCUCUCCUCUCACCUCACCUACCAUCAGAACACCAGGUUUCAGUUGUACUUGCAUUCGAAGAAUUCGGAAACGUGCAGCAGAAUGUGGCUGCCGGUACAAUAAUAGACCGCAACGGAUAUUUUGGAUGCUUAGCCAUCCGUGCCGGGGAAUCCUUCGAUUGGCUCCGGUCGGAACGGUGUAAGUCCAGCACUCGUCUCGCGGGCCUCGGACACCCCAAAGCCAAACCCCGACCGACCGAACCCGUCCGAAACAUGUGGCAGCAGCGAAGAUGAACGACGCUCCUAACGAUGUGGCAUCCAGUGUGGCAGACUACGAAGAUCUGAUGGCACCAUGGGCGUACAAUGCGGCCGCCAUCACACUGUUCUUUAUCGGUUUCUUUGGCUUUUUUCUCAACCUGUUUGUAAUUGCACUAAUGUCCAAGGAUAUGCAGCUAUGGACACCGAUGAACAUCAUAUUAUUCAAUUUGGUUUGCUCCGACUUUUCCGUGUCGAUCAUCGGCAAUCCGCUAACGCUCACGUCGGCCAUCUCCCAUCGCUGGAUCUUCGGACGGACGCUGUGCGUGGCGUACGGGUUCUUCAUGUCGCUGCUCGGAAUAACGUCCAUCACGACGCUCACCGUACUGUCCUACGAGCGGUACUGUCUCAUCAGCCGCCCAUUCUCAUCACGGAAUUUGUCACGCAAAGGAGCGUUCCUGGCGAUAUUCUUCAUCUGGGGCUACUCGUUUGCGUUAACCUCGCAUCCGCUGUUUGGUUGGGGUGCGUACGUCCAGGAGGCAGCUAACAUUAGCUGUUCGGUGAAUUGGGAAUCGCAAACGAAGAACGCCACCACGUACAUCAUUUUUCUGUUCGUGUUUGGGCUAGUCGUCCCGUUGAUAGUCAUUGUCUACAGUUACACCAACAUCAUCGUCAACAUGCGAAGGAACUCAGCCCGCGUUGGGCGAAUAAACCGUGCCGAACAGCGGGUCACCUCCAUGGUGGCGGUGAUGAUCGUCGCGUUCAUGGUCGCAUGGACACCGUACGCCAUCUUUGCGCUGAUCGAACAGUUCGGACCACCGGAACUUAUUGGGCCCGGGUUGGCCGUUUUGCCGGCACUCAUCGCGAAAUCGAGCAUCUGCUACAACCCGAUCAUCUACGUCGGCAUGAACACACAGUUCCGGGCAGCGUUUACCCGGGUGCGUAACAAGGGCGGCGUGCCAACGGCGGACCAAAACACUACCACGAUGCAGCGCGAGCUGACCAAGAGCAGCCGUGACAUGGUGGAGUGUAGUUUCGAUUUCUGUCGCAAGAAAAACCGCUUCAAAAUUAGCCUAGUGAAACCGACCGCACCGUUGGCGGUGGUGGACGUGUCGAGCAGCUCGCAUCCGGGCAAGGUAACCAGCCGUUCGCCCCUGGACCAAACGGUGCUGAACGAGAUGAACGAUGAGGAACGGGGGCGCGAACGGAGCGGUGCCGGGUACGCCGGUUCCCGGUUCGUGCGUCCCGACUUUGAACUAUCUGUGAUUAAUAGUGGAAAAUCGAUACUGAUAAAAUCGAAAAAUUUUCGGUCCAAUUUACUAUAAAAGCGCACGUGAUACGAUUGAACGGUGAACGGUGAACGAGAGCACACGCUGUACGAACUGAGCAGUUAAGUAGGUGUGGAGGUGUGGUUAUGUUUUUAAUUCAUUACGACUGUAAGUGGCAAGUGUGGACAGAAACUGUAGGCACACCAAUGUUCCUCUCCGCGAUGGACCAAAUUGAAACGAAGAAACGUCCCGAUAAGAACUGUAUCGUUAUAGAUAAAGGAGCGGUUUUAACGGACAGCAGCUUGUUUUCCUUUUUAACACUGGGUUAUGUUAAGAUCUGACGUAUAUUUCGUUCAUGUGACGUUCUAUUUCAACACUGUGGCGUUGCAUUUCAACAGUUCUCCUGCGGCUUGUUUACCUUGUCCAGUGUUUCUCAAGCUAUUGGAAAGGAAUUAUUUAUUUUUCAAAUAAUGAACUUUUCGGUUGCUUUGCCGAAAAGAAAAAUGAUAUAAUGAUUUUUCUUGGGUGAUUUUGCUUAGUGCGAAUUUCCCGUUGUCACUUGAGCAAUUAAAAAAAUCAAAAUCGCUUCUGACACUCCAGGUAUAAAUAAUAAGUUGAAAAGUUGCCCGAAAACAUUUAAAAAGUAAUUCUUGGGUGAGGUAUGCUGAAAAUGUGAAAAAUGCUAACAAUUGGGGUAGAAAGUAGCUGAAGUUUUUCUUUUUAAAUAAACUAAUUUAUCAAAAUGGUAUAUUUUAUGUAAAUCGCUUCGAUAUAAGUUUAUCCGUUUUUUUUUUCUUAUAUGCAAUACCAUUUUGAAUGCCUGAGUGUUUGAUUUUUUUUCCUUCAUUUAAUUUCAACUGAUUUCAUAUGAAUGAAUUUUUUGAGAUGAAGUUGACCUUCAUCUGGCUUGAGAAACACUGAAAUGUUUAAACAAGCCGAUCGAUUUUGGAUUAUUUUUGAAAAAGAACGCCACAAAAAUGUAAUUUUGAAUCACAAAUGUAAAAUAUUCAUCGAAUUUUGUAACAAACCUUUGUAGAAAUCAAAAUUGCUGUUGACAUUCAUAAAUGACCCGAGAAACCCUGUAAUUUUCACAUCGCUCGCUAAAGGAAUGAGCCCACUUUUAGUGAGCGAUGCGAGCGUGCAGUAGUUGUUUUGUAUUAGAGUUAACGUAACUUUACUUUUCCACUCAGAUUAAUUUAUUUAAAAUUCGAAAUCAAUGCAAUUGUAACUAACGACGAGCUUUUGGAAACGACACUCAAGACACGAGCGAAGGUAACUAUAAUUCAAACCCACCAAACAAACAUGAACGCAAGCGAGCGAGAUAGUGACGUAAUGUUACAGUUGAGAGUCAAGUAGAUCAUGUGGCAUUUCUUACAAAUGCCGUUUAAUGGUAAGCCAGAUGUUCACAUUUUAGAGUAACGGAAGAAGAGCAACUAAAUAUAAUACUAU
Molecule: messenger RNA, 6441 nt
Organism: Anopheles stephensi (Asian malaria mosquito)
Lineage: Eukaryota; Metazoa; Arthropoda; Insecta; Diptera; Culicidae
Product: vertebrate ancient opsin-like
Exons: 5
Coding region: 3760-5049 (429 amino acids)
Biological process (GO): G protein-coupled receptor signaling pathway
Cellular component (GO): membrane; photoreceptor outer segment
Molecular function (GO): G protein-coupled receptor activity
Source: RefSeq, a predicted model, not a curated record